Solanum pennellii is the source of this 4446-nucleotide messenger RNA. RefSeq lists its product as uncharacterized. Gene Ontology annotation, cellular component: nucleus. The transcript has 8 exons. Gene Ontology annotation, biological process: DNA-templated transcription. The record is from RefSeq and is a predicted model, not a curated record. Lineage: Eukaryota; Viridiplantae; Streptophyta; Magnoliopsida; Solanales; Solanaceae. The coding region runs from base 247 to 2859 and encodes 870 amino acids.
CCAUAUAUUAAAUCCCUAAUUACCGAAGUCCAAAAAUAGACGAAAACUCGAUGUAUUAUGCAAAAGUUUUUUCAGUUUUUCGUUUUGCUCUGUGUCGGUCUCUUCUCUUUCACUCUCACUGCUUCUUGCUGCUACUGCUACACUAUCUCCGUUCAUGGCUUCCCUCAUGAGCAGGAUUGAGUUAUAACUGUGCGAGCAGUUGUUGGUCAUAAACGUUUUGUUUUAUUACGACUUAAGGAAGCUUGGAUGGAAAAAAAAAUACUCCCAUCUUCAUCUGGAGGCUACGACAUUGCUUCAUGUGGGACGCAUUUGGGUCAAAGGAUAUCGAGGCCAGUUGAUUUGCCUGAAUUUUCCUGGACUCCAGAAUCAAGUCUAAAAGGGAAUGGUCCACUCUUAUUCACCACAGAAGAAAACACCCGUGAGUCAACUGUAAAUCAAUCAAAGUCUGCCUCAAUGGUUGCUCAUGGAGAUAGUUUCCAGCAUCAAUUUAAUCAUCAGAACAGUGUCGAAGGAUACACUAGUAAUUCGAAGGCCCAAGAAAAUGAAGUUAAAAGUAUGAACCAUUACUCUUCAUGCAUGCAGUUGCAAUCUACACAGCACCAGCAUCCACUCUGGAAAUAUGAUUUUCCAAUUGGGGAGGCACCUGAUUCGCUAAAUUGGGUAUCACAGACAAAUAACAUGCUUGCACAAGCUGACACUGGUAGAUCCUCUUCAAAAUCCGAUAAUUCGUAUACUGGAAAAUCUCAGCUUCAUCCUCAUCUGGGAUAUUUGAUUUCUGGGAACCCUGAUGUCACCUCUAGGAUGUCAUUCGAAAUGCAUAAUGUUUCCACUGGAGGUGUGAGAGAGUUUGGAGCAGUUGAGCAGAUUUCUUCUCAGCACCAUUCCUCAUAUGCUUCUUCUCAUGGAAGAGGCUGCCCUGAAGAAGCCAAUAGAUUUGGAAAUUCUUGUGUUUCGGAUCAAAGUCUUAAGUGUUCAAACAGAUCUGGACUGCCUUGUUGGUGGGAUAGAGAUAUUCUCUUAAGGGGCUCGGCUUCUACUGACCAAAAGGCUGGUGGAAAGUCAUUGCAGACCAAGGCUCAGAAUUCCAUUGGUUCUUUUGAUAAUCUUGUAGACACACUUGAAAGUAGAGGAACAAGUCACAUGGAAGGUGAUAUGAAAGAGGACGUGAAAUCAAUAGAUAAGUCAAUCCAUAGAUCUCACAGAUUGAAUGAGAAGAGUAGGUUACCGUCUAAUAAGAUGUCUCCUGCGGCUGAAAAGCUAUGGGAAGGAUCUCUUCAGCUGAGUUCAUCUAUUACCGCUUCUGUGGUGGCUUUCUUCAGAAGCGGCGAGAAGUUGCUUGAUGUCAAGUGGUCUGAAUUUGUUGAAGCUAGAGGCAGAGUAAAAUUUGUUGACUUCAAAAGCUACGUCAGAGAUCUUCGUAGUUCAGGCAGUCGGACACUAACUGUAGUUUCUAUUUGCCUCAAGGAGGGAGCUUCUGUAAUAGAACUCGAGGGCAUGAAAGCGGCUGUUAAAGAUUAUAUGAGAUGUGGCAGAGUCGGUAGAGCAAAGAUAUCUCCAGAUGUUACUAUUUAUAUUUGCCCACCUAGCAAUGAAGUUUUCAUUGUUCUUGAAAAAUAUGGUUUCUUGAAGGGAACGGCAGCUGUGGAAGGGAACUCUCAGUUGAUGAUUGGUUGUGUUGUAAGGCAGAAAAGUCAAACAGCUUUGACUUCUGUUCUUAAAAAGUCUGAGGAAAAGGCUAAUUCUUUGCAGGAGCAGCUUCAAAAGUCUCUAUCUGAUUCUUCUACGUUGCAAGGUGGGGGACAAGGUUCUUUAUCUGUGCCAUCAGUUGAGAACUCAAACCCAUCUGCCCCACUGAGCUCUUUCUCAAAUAUUGAAGUAGCAAAUGUCACUGAUAACAAGAAUAUUGGUAUUGAUUCUGCAAGCAGGACGACUUUAACAGCUUCAGGUGUGAAGUCACCACCUUUUCAGCAAAAAAAAUCUGAAUUUUCCGGCUCACAUCUUUUGGGAUCUAAAGGGCACUUGUCGAGCAUUGAAGCUUCUUAUGUGCACCAGUCAAAUGAUGAACCACCCAAGGAAAGCAGGAACCUCCCAAAACCUGUAAUAUCAUUGCUGUCCAAUGCAUCAAAACGAAAAAUGGCAUUUCCAGAUGAUGAAGAUCUCCCUGAGUUCGACUUUGGAACUGCUAGUGGAAUAUCUUCAAGUUCCCAUCAUUCCUAUGGAUCCAUUAUUGGCAAUAGGCUUCAACUUUCUGGAAGUAGAAUUUUAGGUAUGUCUAAACAGCCCACCAGACUUGUGGCACCUUCAGCUUGCAUGACUAUUCCUAGGUCUGUAAUAUCGAUCAGUAAAGAGAUUCCCCUAGCUAGAAAUGUUAAUGACUAUAGUCAACUGGUCACUGCUUCUAGGCAAAUGGAAGAAAAGCAUUACAGCCAAAGUCAUGCUAUUCCAGUGACAAUUCCUGUUUGUGCAUAUGGUUCAUCGAUGGUUCCGUUUCAUAGCUCGGGUAAGAAGAAUUUAUUUAAUGAUGCUGAUAUGCCUGAAUGGUUGCCGCCAGAUGCUCAGAAUGAAAGAACAAAUGAACCACCAAAGACCUUUCUGCCUGAAUACUCAACCUCGAGAAUGUUGCUGCCUCUUCCUACAGGAUCAGUGUUUCCUUAUCCAUCUUCUGCCCCUAUCCGUAACAGUUUUUCUUCACAACCAUCUCCUCUAUAUCAUCUGCCUGCCAAUUCCAGUGUGCCACCCCCCAUACCCUCUCAAAAAGGUGCAAGUAAUUUGACAGGAUUCACCUUUAACCCAGUUCCAAGGUCACAGUCUAGUUCCCGUGCUGCUGCAAGUUCAUGGAAACCUGCGGAUAAAGAGUAAGGAGGUUUAGAAUGCUCCACUAAUUGAUCAAGUACUGGCAAGUUGGCAGCAAGCAUUUUUCUCCCCUCUUUGUCUGGAAACGCUUGUCAGUGCUGGCACACGUGGCAGCACCUCUGGAGCCGUCAUUCUAAAUUCAGCUAUUGAUUCGAUGAUCCCUAUAGGACGUGGUCAGAUUUACUUAUUAGGGACAGAAAAACCAGCAAAGCACAGGUUAAAAAUCAAUGAUGAGAAUCUCCGAUGGAUAUGUGAGCUCUUGAAUCAGCUUCAGAUCGCAAGGUAACAUAUGCAGAUGGGGAAGGAAAAUCCAUGAGUAUGUCUAAAAAGUAUAUCAAAACCUCAAGUAUGAUCACUUUGUAAGGAUAGAAUCAUGGUGAGAAGACGAGAAGAGUUAUGAUUGAUGAAUGUCUGGUAUGUAUUAAGUAGUAAAAAGAGUCUCAAAGAAAGCAAGUAGCAAGUCAGUCUGCACAUAUCAUACUUUUUCAACUAUUCUCCUUCCUUGUUGAAGGAGAAUGGAAAUCAAAACUUCAACACGUAUGACCGCUUUGUAAGGAUCAAAUCAUGGUGAAAAGAUGAGAAUUGAGUUAUGAUUGAUGAAAGUCUGGUACAAAAAUGGAAGCUUGACAUCCUUUCACUGGAGUUUAUAAGCCAUACUCUGAUCGGGAAAGAUUAGAAUUUUGGGAGUCGAGGGUUUAUGAAAGAUUCAAUUGCAUACCAAGGUCAAGAGCACCAUACCUAUUUCUCUGUUUAUAUCAGCAGUCUUGUCCUAUGAUAUCUGUUACUCCCCAUUGUUUCUUGAGCUCUGGUUAUCGCAUUAUUUGACUACUGUUGUUAUUUCUUGUUUUCUGAAUGCCAUGUAAUGCUUUCCGUAUUAUUUGAUAUGUCCGGUUUACUUCUUUUUUUCAAAUUGCUUUGACGUCUAUCACUUGAGCAAAAGGUCUUUUAGGAACAACUUCUCUGCAUGCACAAGGUAAGAAUAAGGUUUGCAUACACACUACCCUUUGCAGACUCCACCUAUGGGAUUAUACUAUGCAUGUUGUUUUACGAAGGUUAAGAGCUAUGAGUAGCUUUUCUCUAACUUUAUUUAGGACAUGGAAUUGAUUGAUCUCCCAUAACAAGGAGCUUGCUACACCUGGUUUAGUGGAGAAGAAUCUGCUCAAGCUUGCAGAAAUUCAGAUUCCUAAUCUGUAAUGAAUGGAAUGAUACUUUUGGCUCUAUAAAUCAACUCUCUCCCAACUUUUGGUUAUCUUAGAUCAUAGACCAAUUUUGCUGGAAAGUAAUGACUGGUCUACAAAUCAUCUUAUUUGAAAGAGAUACAGGUCUAUAACACAUUGAAAGUAUUCCACUCUUUGAGUUCCAAAUCAGUUUUGAACUUUUCCUACCUGAAAUUUUAUGUACCUUAAGUGUGAGUAUGAAUCUUUCAUUCUAUUUUAAUUUGAAAACAUGUGCUACAACAUGAAGGCUGGACAUUUUUUAGCUUUGUUAGCUCUCUAGUUUUGUAUAUUUUGCAAUCCCUUUGCACCUUUUUGAUGCCUUUUAUGAUAUCUUCAUUAAAAAAAAAACAAAGAAGAGUACAUGCACUGGCAAUAC